Rhineura floridana is the source of this 2559-nucleotide messenger RNA. RefSeq names its product vomeronasal type-2 receptor 26-like. Gene Ontology annotation, cellular component: membrane. The record is from RefSeq and is a predicted model, not a curated record. Bases 1 to 2559 code for a protein of 852 amino acids. NCBI's taxonomy places the organism in Eukaryota, Metazoa, Chordata, Lepidosauria, Squamata, Rhineuridae. The transcript is spliced from 6 exons. Gene Ontology annotation, molecular function: G protein-coupled receptor activity. Gene Ontology annotation, biological process: G protein-coupled receptor signaling pathway.
AUGAUCAAUCCCUUCCAGCUCCCACAUCAGUAUUAUCAGAAAGGGGACCUAACUAUUGGAGUGAUUGCUACACAGUAUGCCUGCAUGUUUGAUGAAAUAACUUUCAGUGACCACCCCACAACAAAGUUUGUAGAUGAAUUAAUUGGAAAAACAAAGACAUACCAGCAUGUCCUGUCCUUGGCUUUUGCUGUGAAUGAGAUCAAUGAGAACCCAAAAAUCCUACCAAAUGUCAGCCUGGGCUUCCACAUCUAUGACAGUUACACAGAUGCAAAGAUGACUCAUCAGAACACCCUGAAACUCCUUUCAAGUCAGAAAACAAUUGUUCCCAAUUUCAAAUGCGAUAAGCAAAGGAAUUUGGUGGCUGUCAUUGGGGGUCUCGACUCUGAAAUUUCACUUCACAUGGCUAUGGUCUUAGGCAUCUACAAGAUUCCACAGAUUGCCUAUUGUGUAUUCACCCCACUGAUGAACAUUAAAAGCCACCUCCCUUCAUUCUACCGGAUGGUGCCCAAUGAAGAAUAUCAGUAUGCAGGGAUUGUUCAGCUACUCCUUCAUUUCCAGUGGACAUGGGUUGGAAUUAUUACAACUGAUGAUGAUAAUGGAGAGAAGUUUGUACAGAUCUUGAUGCCAAUGUUUUUACAGCAUGGAAUCUGCACAGCCCUCAGUGCAAAAACACCAGGCGUGUCUCAUGCUAUAGAGAAAUUGAGUUCAAUUAAAUCUAUACUGGACAAGGCCUACUAUCUAUCCAACUCCAAUGUCAAAGUAUUGGUUAUAAAUGCAGAAACACCCACCAUAGCAUAUUUGAUAUGGACACUAUAUUUCUAUUCUAUGUUGACAGGCAUUGCAGAGACAUCCAUAGGUAAAGUGUGGCUUAUGACAGCCCAAUGGGAUUUCUCUUCAGAAACAAUGCACAGGGCUUUCAAUAUCCAAGUCUUUGAUGGUGCCUUGUCUUUGGCAAUCCACACAAAUGCAGUACUGGGUUUCAAAAAAUUCCUGGAGAUCCUACAUCCAGAAUCAUCAAAAGGAGAUGGUUUCAUUAGGAUUUUCUGGCAACUGGCAUUCAACUGCUUAUUUUCUGAUUCCAAAGACAGCAAGGAGCUUAAUAAGAGAUGCACUAGUGAAGAGAAGUUGGAUAAACUCCCUGGAACUCUUUUUGAAAUGAGUAUGACUGGCCAUAGCUACAGUAUCUACAAUGCGGUCUAUGCCAUAGCACAUAGUAUACAUAAGAUGUAUUCAUCCAGGCCAAAACAUGGAGCAAUGAUGGACAUAGGUAGACUGGGUCCUCCAAAACUUCAAACCUGGCAGCUUCACUCUUUCCUGAGGAGCAUCUCAUUUAACAACACUGCUGGAGACAUCAUGUCUUUUGAUGAGAAUGGCGAAUUAGCAGCUGGAUUUGAUAUAAUAAAUUGGGUUACUUUCCCAAACCAAUCUUUUUUAACUGUAAAAGUGGGAAGGGUGAAUCCACAGGCUACACCAGACCUAGAGUUCACCAUGAAAGAGGAGGUUAUCACAUGGCAUAGCAUGUUUAAUCAGGUGUUGCCCAUUGCCAUGUGUAAUGAAAACUGCUAUCCAGGUUACAGCAGAAAAAAGAAGGAAGGGGAGCCAUUUUGUUGCUACGAUUGUACUCGGUGCCCGUACGGGAAGAUUUCAGACCAGAAGGAUGUGGAUGACUGUUUCCAAUGCCCAGAAGGCAAAUUUCCAAACAAGAACCGAGAUCAAUGCCUUCCUAAGACCCUAAAUGUACUUUCCUUUACAGAGCCUUUGGGGAUCACUUUAGCUUUCUUGAUUUUCUCUUUUUCUUUAAUCACAGCUUUUGUGCUAGGAAUCUUCAUCAAGCACAAGAACUCUCCCCUCGUCAAAGCUAACAAUCGGGACCUCACCUACAUUCUGCUCAGCACGCUAUUGCUCUGCUUCCUCUGCUCCUUGUUAUUCAUAGGCCAGCCUCACACAGUGACAUGCUGUUUAAGGCAAACUGUUUUUGGCAUCAUCUUCUCAGUGGCUGUGUCUUGUGUGUUGGCAAAAACUGUCAUGGUGGUUCUGGCUUUCAUGGCCACCAAGCCAGGAUCCAGGAUGCAGAAAUGGGUGGGGAAAGGAUUGGCCAAUGCUAUCCUUCUGAGUUGCUCCCUUCUACAAGCCAUUAUUUGUGCUAUAUGGCUAUGUACUGCCCCUCCAUUCCCCAACUUUGACAUGGAUUCUCUGGCUAAAGAAAUCAUAGUGGAAUGUAAUGAAGGGUCUGUCAUUAUGUUUUAUUGUCUGCUAGGGUACCUGGGAUUCCUGGCCAUUCUCAGCUUCACUGUGGCUUUCCUAGCCAGGAAGUUGCCAGAUGGUUUUAAUGAAGCCAAGUUCAUUACUUUCAGCAUGUUGGUGUUUUGUAGUGUUUGGAUAUCAUUUGUUCCAUCUUACCUUAGCACCAAGGGAAAAUACAUGGUGGUGGUGGAGAUAUUCUCCAUCUUGGCUUCUAGUGCUGGAUUACUGGGUUGUAUCUUUGCCCCUAAAUGUUACAUAAUUAUUCUGAGGCCUUUCUUGAACAGCAGGGACCAGUUUAUAAGAAGGAAUAUCUAG